ACUCUUUGCCUGCGCUUCUCCGCCUUCGACAAGCAGAUACCUCUCCUUCAAGUAAUGGCUGGCUACUGUGGUCCACAGUUUGCUGUCCCAUCUAUUGCCUCCACCCCAAGAGUUGGGUUUGGAUCUGCAGGGCUCGGCUUGGGAGCUCUUGGCUGUGGAUAUGGAGGUCUUAGCUCUGGAUAUGGAGGUCUUGGCCUUGCACAUGGAGGUCUUGGCCUUGUACAUGGAGGUCUAGGUUAUGGUCUUGGCUAUGGCUAUGGUCCUGCUGUAGCUGAAACUUCUGGGAGUCUCGGGACCCUGGCUGGAGUCAGCCCUUCCUGCAUCAACCAGAUCCCACCUGCAGAAGUCGUGGUCCAGCCACCUCCUACUGUCUUGACCAUCCCAGGACCCAUCCUUUCUGCUACUGGGGAACCAGUUUCUGUGGGAGGCAAUGCUCCAUGUGCCAUUAGUGGUACUGGGGUGGCCGGAGCAGGCUACUAUGGGGGGCUAGGAGGCCUUUAUGGAGGCCUGGGAUCGGGUUCUCGUUUUGGCCUGAGGCAGGGUGGGAUCCUUGGAAACAGGGCUCUGCUGGGACGUCGUGCCAGUAUCUGUUCAUCCCCCUGUUGAACCUGAGGAGAAUGUAUCCAUCGUCAUGGUAAUGAUUAGGAAUGUGAAGACGAGAUCCAACGAUGAGUUCAAAAUGCUAAACUUGAAGAAACAUCACUGAAUUCAAGAACUCCUGCAUGAGAAUUGGACAUCAAUCCCUGCUACCUCUUUGUUUUCUGAACACUACAAGUCUAAGAAGAAUGUUGAUAUUCUUUGUCUUGUUCAUUUCCUGCUUCUUGAUUUUACUUAAUUCCUUUCCCAUUUUCAUUAAAGC
Messenger RNA from Gekko japonicus, 859 nucleotides. Its product is annotated as claw keratin-like. Gene Ontology annotation, molecular function: structural constituent of cytoskeleton. Gene Ontology annotation, cellular component: intermediate filament. Bases 55 to 606 code for a protein of 183 amino acids. The transcript has 2 exons. NCBI's taxonomy places the organism in Eukaryota, Metazoa, Chordata, Lepidosauria, Squamata, Gekkonidae. The record is from RefSeq and is a predicted model, not a curated record.